Messenger RNA from Liolophura sinensis, 5203 nucleotides. Its product is annotated as inositol polyphosphate 1-phosphatase-like. Bases 1 to 1161 code for a protein of 386 amino acids. The record is from RefSeq and is a predicted model, not a curated record. Gene Ontology annotation, molecular function: inositol-1,4-bisphosphate 1-phosphatase activity. NCBI's taxonomy places the organism in Eukaryota, Metazoa, Mollusca, Polyplacophora, Chitonida, Chitonidae. The transcript is spliced from 5 exons.
AUGGAUGUAGUCAGUCUAACAAAAGCCCUGAUCUCCACAGCAGAGAAAGGGGCUAAUAUCGCCCGCGUCAUUCGAGCAGAGGAAGAACUUCUCUCUCUUUUGGUGGAGGAGAAAUCAGGACAGCAGAAGAAUGACAGAUUUGUCAACGAUUUCAAAACUCUAGCUGAUGUUUUGGUACAGGAAGUGGUGCGGCAUGAUCUGAGUAAACAGUUUCCAGGAAUUGAGCGGAAUUUCCAUGGAGAGGAGAGCAGUAAGUUUACAAACACUAUGGGAGAGUCCAUUCUGGUGGAGGUGAAAGCUACACGUGAAGAGACAUGUGCUCUUUUGGAGACGAUUUUGGACGGUAACAGGAAAGCAGCUGAGCUCUUGUCAGAGGCAGUCCAUGCAGACAUCAACACCUCUACUGAGCUACCCAUCCGCACCGGCCAGCACUGCCUGCCCGUCCACAUGCUGGGCUUGUGGAUAGACCCUAUAGACUCCACUGCUCAGUACAUCAGUGGUGAGAAUGGUUUGACAGGUGAGGACGGACUGACUGAGCACGGCCUCCAGAAUGUCCUGGUCCUCAUUGGUGUGUAUGAUCAGCUGACUGGACAACCGCUCAUCGGGGUGACCAAUCAGCCUUUCCACAAGUACAACCCUGACACAGACAGAUGGGCAGGGCGGAGUGAGUGGGGUGUGUCCAUCGGAAACUUACAAGUAAACUCGUUAAGCCAGCCCGUGGAGGUGCAGUCCACUGUACCCAGGGGCAUUGUCAUGUUGAGCUCGAGUGAGGACCCCCAGGUGGAGGGUGCCCUUAAGGCCGUGUCACAGGUCACAUAUGCCUCAGGGGCUGGGUACAAGAUACUAGUCACGGUGCUAGGCCUUGUAGAUGCUUACGUUAUCAGCAAGAGCACAACUUACAAAUGGGACGUGUGCGGGCCACAUGCUAUCAUGAAGUCACGGGGAGGGGGCGUGGUCCGAUACUCGAAGGCCACACAGUUGUUCAAGGAAAAGGCAGGGCAGCUGACUGAAUCCGACCUGUGUGAGCUUCAGGUCAGGUAUGCCACACCCGACAAGGUCAACGCUCAGGGAGCAAAGAUGUGGUGUAAUGAAGGAGGCAUCAUAGUGUACUCAGAGAAGACUUUCUUGUUGAAAUUAUUAGAGAAAUUGUCAGCUCUCUGAUCUCUGAACUAUGGUAGGAAGUUUGGGGUUUUUUUUUUUUUUUAGCACAGGGCCCACUUGCAAGAAGUUGCCUUGGCCACAUAAUGUCUGAAGUGCUAGUUGACAUGGCAGUCAGUUGCAUAUUACAUGGAGAGGGCCUAGUGCAAGUGGACCCUCGUCUUGGACCUGAAAUAGUGAUCAACUUCUAAUGAACCCCUUAGAUAUUACUGUGAAUGACAAAACAUUUUGUCAGUGACGAGGCUACUCAUUUUUCCUGAUUGUGGAAGUUCUGUUGCUGUUAGACAGGUCUGUGCUAUAGUAUCCAUACUAUAUCCUGGGAUGGAUGUAUUGAACUUUGUUUGGAAGGUAGCAUGAUAUUCUAGUGCGAAAAGAUUUCAGCUCCAAAAGUAAUAUUUUAUGACCAUUAUUAGCUUCUAAAUAUACAUUUUUGGACAAAAUUUUGCCUCGUUCACAGUACAAAGCUUGCACAAAGAAACCACCCCUGAUGCUCAGUAACAGUCACAAUGAAUGCAGUGAAUCCUGGGAUACACUUUCCAAGUCCCAGGUUGACACUUUAGGGCAUUUUCCAUAGCUGGGUUAGGUUACCCUAAAAAUGCAUUUUGAAAGCAAAGAAAUGUCAUAAUUCCAGCCCUAUAGGCAAAGGGAAAAUACGUUGCUGGUAUACCUGCCAUUUGAUGAAAAAUCGUGAAAAAUUCUGCAUCGAAUUUCAAACCUGAUCUCCACUAAUACCAAACAGGCUGCAUGGUCCUUAGCCCAGAGCCAACCUGUGUACAAAAUGUCAUCCAAAACCUGAUAUGACAUUUUUCUGUAAAAUUGUUUCAAUACUGACACACAAUGCAUGGUCCUUAGCCCAGAGCCAUCCUGUAUGCAAACCUCAUCCAAAACCUGGUAUGAUAUUUUUCUGUAAAAUUGUUUCCAUACUGACACACAAUGCAUGGUCCUUAGCCCGGAGCCAUCCUGUGUACAAAACUUCAUCCAAAACCUGAUAUGACAUUUUUCUGUAAAAUUGUUUCAAUACUGACACACAAUGCAUGGUCCUUAGCCCAGAGCCAUCCUGUGUACAAAACUUCAUCCAAAACCUGGUAUGACAUUUUUCUGUAAAAUUGUUUCCAUACUGACACACAAUGCACGGUCCUUAGCCCAGAGCCAUCCUGUGUACAAAACUUCAUCCAAAACCUGGUAUGACAUUUUUCUGUAAAAUUGUUUCCAUACUGACACACAAUGCACGGUCCUUAGCCCGGAGCCAUCCUGUGUACAAAACUUCAUCCAAAACCUGGCAUGACAUUUUUCUGUAAAAUUGUUUCCAUACUGACAUACAAUGCAUGGUCCUUAGCCCAGAGCCAUCCUGUGUACAAAACUUCAUCCAAAACCUUGUAUGACAUUUUUCUGUAAAAUUGUUUCCAUACUAACACACAAUGCAUGGUCCUUAGCCCAGAGCCAUCCUGUGUACAAAACUUCAUCCAAAACCUUGUAUGACAUUUUUCUGUAAAAUUGUUUCCAUACUGACACACAAUGCAUGGUCCUUAGCCCAGAGCCAUCCUGUGUACAAAACUUCAUCCAAAACCUGGUAUGACAUUUUUCUGUAAAAUUGUUUCCAUACUGACACACAAUGCAUGGUCCUUAGCCCAGAGCCAUCCUGUGUACAAAACUUCAUCCAAAACCUGGUAUGACAUUUUUCUGUAAAAUUGUUUCCAUACUGACACACAAUGCAUGGUCCUUAGCCCAGAGCCAUCCUGUGUACAAAACUUCAUCCAAAACCUGGUAUGACAUUUUUCUGUAAAAUUGUUUCCAUACUGACACACAAUGCAUGGUCCUUAGCCCGGAGCCAUCCUGUGUACAAAACUUCAUCCAAAACCUUGUAUGACAUUUUUCUGUAAAAUUGUUUCCAUUCUGACACACAAUGCAUGGUCCUUAGCCCAGAGCCAUCCUGUGUACAAAACUUCAUCCAAAACCUGGUAUGACAUUUUUCUGUAAAAUUGUUUCCAUACUGACACACAAUGCAUGGUCCUUAGCCCAGAGCCAUCCUGUGUACAAACUUCAUCCAAAACCUGGUAUGACAUUUUUCUGUAAAAUUGUUUCCAGACUUGACACACAAAUGCCGGAAAAAACAUCAUUUAUUUAGUUGCAUAUACGUUUUCCAGAAGACCAAGUACUUGUCAAGAGUUUCUUUUUUUCCUUAAUUGUAAAUGGCCUGUUUUAGAUGAUGCCUUUUGUGAUAAGGUACAAAAUGCAUAGACACUGGUCAUAUUUUCAUGAAACAUGACAACAGUUUGUUUUUCGAAAGGGAGUUUGGGUUAAGGGCAGUAAGGAAACCUAAUUUAUCCAUCAGCAAAAUGCUGACAAUACAUUAAAAAUGACCAUGAUUGUCGAAUAAUAUGCUCAGGAUUGAGAUGACUUUAUUUUGGACUGCAGUGUUUCCAUAGUGACCAGUAUUGUAAUGUCCUGACACAUGUAUCUUACCCCAUUUUGCUGCUUUGUUUGAUUCUACCUGCCCAUCACACUGUAUUGGUGGAGGUGCCAUCUGGUGGCAGGGGCCAGAUAAUGCAUGAUUCAAACAGCUGUGUUGCGUCACAGAGGUGUCACUAUUCACUCACAGUUAUUAUUUGUUUUUAACUUUUUGUAAACAAGUUGUGCAAUAACUGAGUCUUCAUCAGUGGGAAUUUUAUACAUGUACAUGUAUGUGAAAGCUGAAUAGGUGAGGUUCAUUUAUUUUGUACGCAAAUAAUUUGCUUUUUAGGACGCAAGUUGUGGGUUCAAACCCAGCCUUGGACAGGGAAUUGUAGAUUCCCUCGCUCUUAAUGUUCAUGGUGCCUUUGUUGCAAUAAGCAGUCAUGUUAAGCAGAUAGACAUGUUAUCAACACUUGUGUAAUUUGUCGGAGGAAAAGAGAAAAAAAAGCUUUUUUGUUCCUUUUUUUUUGUGCUAUUACUUUUUAAAACAUAUAUGUUUUGCCUGAGAAGAGCUCAUAUUGUUUGUUCUAUUGAUGUUGGACCUAAUAUUUAUCAAGCAAUACAUUUUUAUUCCUGGUGAUACACAUAACUGAUGUAGCAAGUUAAUUCUGCUGUUUAUAUUUGAGUAGUAAAAGCUGAUUUUGUACUUCUGCACCUGGGUUUUUCCCCUGUAUUGUUAAUGAGCCAAUUUGUCAAGUUCAUUUUCUCUUUAACUGCAUGUAUUAUCUGAGGAUAAUUUUCAACAGAUUUGAAUGUUGUUGAGGUGAGGAUGUUUAAAAUUCAACGUUAUUGUGUUACUACAUGGCAUUUAAACAGUGACGAUUUGUCUGUUGUCUAAUGGUUUUGUGAGAUAGACUGUUGAUGAAAGCUGAGAUAAAGCUAACAUGUAUGUUGAUGUUUGGGCAUGAUUUACUGUUGCAAAUUGUUGUUACAAAACCUCAGGAUUUUACAAUCAUUGCAAUAUUUGAUUUUAACAAAAAAAUCCAAUCAUAUGGUGAACUUGGCCAUUAUGUACCACUCAAGUUACAUCGCUAUUUUUCUUGCAUACUAUAUUAAUAUGGAGUUUAUAUUUGCUAAAUAUGGUUUCAUCUAGAACAAUUGGAUUAUAAAAGAACCUGGUUGCAUUUUAUUUUAAAAUUGUAGCCAAAUUUAUGUCUUUUAGAGUGUGAUGCAGUUUUGAUGUCCAACUGUACAUCGAGGGGAUGUUAUCAGAUUGUUAAAUUAGAUUUCACAUGUAAAUUUAUGCAUAGUAUCGGAACAAUAAAGUUUGGGUUGUAUUUAUCAUACCACAUAUUUCAACACUGCAUAAUAGUUUUGCACAUACACCACUAUCUAGUGACAGUUAUUAGGGAGAGUCUGUAGGGCAUGACAUAAAUGCCUGCAGCUGAACAAAGUAUUUCAUGCAGUAUUUUUUUUUAACAAUAUUAGCAGUAAUGCUUAGCAAGAAUUGACAAUAUUUGCAUGUUAGUUAGCAUGGUGUAUCCAUUAUUAAUCAGGAUAAUAGUACACAUGCAUGAUAUUACAGUUGUUUUUGUCUUAUGUGGUUUCGGGCAUUUUUUCAAGCCCAUGCUUUAAGUAUAGUAGCCUGGAGUUC